Messenger RNA from Melitaea cinxia (Glanville fritillary), 876 nucleotides. RefSeq lists its product as uncharacterized. The record is from RefSeq and is a predicted model, not a curated record. NCBI's taxonomy places the organism in Eukaryota, Metazoa, Arthropoda, Insecta, Lepidoptera, Nymphalidae. The transcript is spliced from 4 exons. Gene Ontology annotation, molecular function: acyltransferase activity, transferring groups other than amino-acyl groups. The coding region runs from base 3 to 848 and encodes 281 amino acids.
AAAUGGAAAUCGUGCCCGAGGGAAAAAACUUUCGAUUGGUAACCGAAGACGAGCUUGCAGAGGUAGCUGAUGUUUUAGUGCAGUAUAUGCCUGAAUCCUUAAAGUUUCAUCAAACGAUUCAAACAUAUCUAAACAACAAGGUGUGGGACUUCAAUUUUUAUGUAGCGAAAAAUUGGCCGGAAGAUCCGAUUUGCUUACAUUUCCCUGGCUGCACUAGCACACCAAAUAGUCAUAAUAUCUAUGAAAGUGUGACUAUAUUCUGUCCAUCGGAACGCGCAGAACUAGUUGAUCUCGUGACGUCCGAAGACAUUUUGAUUGAUUUGUCUCAACCAUUGUACCUGAACUUCACUAACAAAGCAAUCGUGGACCGUUUAGAAAAGUACUAUGAAGCCCACGACAAAAUCACUGGAGAUGUAUACGUAUGUGAUAAGCCCCCUGAAGAUGUUGCCGAUGAACUACCACCGGACGUGGAGUUAGUGCGUUUGCAGCCAGAGCAUAUGAAGGCAGUUCACGAUUUGUACCCAGCUAGUGAUAUCGAGUGUCGGGAAGUUUUCGAAAAGCUGGUCGCAGAACUGCCUGCAUAUGGCAUAUUCGUGGAAGGACAAUUAGCAGCUUGGAUGGUACAAUCCUAUUACGGAGCAAUGUUUUCUAUGCAAACGCGACCUGAAUUUCGUAGGAAAGGUUACGGAAUCUUUUUAGCGAGGCGCCUCACCAAGGAGGUCGCCGCUCGAGGCUAUAAGCCAUUCGUCGUGAUACGUCCGGAAAAUGACGCGUCCCGUUCCCUCUACUCCAAACUAGGUUUCGAAAAACGUUUCCGAACGGUGCGCGCCGUUUUGCGCCCUCGCUAAUGCGUUAAAGUUGAUCACUAGCAGAUUU